GUUGCUACCGCAGCGCUAACCACUGUGCGCAUUCAGCCCGUGGAACUGUUAAAAAUAUGCAAAAAUAUGAAAAACUGGAAAAAAUAGGAGAAGGUACUUAUGGCACUGUUUUCAAAGCCAAAAACCGUGAGACCCACGAAAUUGUUGCUCUGAAAAGAGUGAGACUCGAUGACGAUGACGAGGGUGUGCCAUCAUCGGCUCUCCGUGAAAUUUGCCUGCUCAAAGAAUUAAAACACAAAAAUAUCGUACGCCUAUACGACGUACUCCACAGUGAUAAAAAAUUAACUCUAGUCUUUGAACACUGUGAUCAGGAUCUGAAGAAGUAUUUUGAUAGUCUGAAUGGAGAAAUUGAUUUAGAUGUUGUCAAAUCAUUCUUAUAUCAGUUAUUACGUGGAUUGGCAUUCUGCCACAGUCGUAAUGUACUACACAGAGAUCUCAAGCCCCAGAAUUUGCUCAUUAACAAGAAUGGUGAGCUGAAACUGGCUGAUUUUGGAUUAGCGAGGGCUUUCGGCAUUCCAGUUAAAUGUUACUCAGCUGAGGUUGUUACACUCUGGUAUCGUCCACCUGAUGUACUCUUCGGAGCUAAAUUGUACACAACGUCUAUUGACAUGUGGAGUGCUGGCUGCAUAUUCGCUGAAUUGGCGAAUGCAGGCAGGCCACUCUUCCCAGGCUCCGACGUUGACGAUCAAUUGAAGAGAAUAUUCAAAAUGUUGGGAACACCAACAGAGGAAACUUGGCCAGACUUGACACUCCUUCCAGAUUACAAAGCAUUCCCACAGUAUCAUCCGACACAGGGCUUAGCCCAAGUUACACCUAAACUCCCGACGAGGGGAAAAGACUUGCUCCAGAGAUUAUUAGUUUGUAAUCCAGCACUGAGAUUAUCAGCAGACGAGGCAAUGGCACAUCCCUACUUCAAUGACUUGAACCCUGCCAUAAAAAACGAUCGAUGCCAAUAACGAGACUCCUCCAUAUAGAGCUCAACUGAUUGCACUCAGUGUGUGUGUGACGCAGCGACCAAGAUACUUAAGUGAAUAAAAUUAAAAAUAAUGAAGAUAAAAAUGAUGAAAAACGAUGACGACACUCCUUCAAAUUAUUUAUUAUACGCGUCUAUGUGGAUCGAUCAAAUUUUGAAGAUAUUGAAAGCAAGUCUUGUUUUAUAUGCAAUUGUCCAAAACUAAUCAAUAAAAUUGUCAAUUUUACCACGA
Messenger RNA from Diachasma alloeum, 1205 nucleotides. It is a transcript of the gene Cdk5, whose product is annotated as cyclin-dependent-like kinase 5. The transcript is spliced from 6 exons. The record is from RefSeq and is a predicted model, not a curated record. Gene Ontology annotation, molecular function: ATP binding; cyclin-dependent protein serine/threonine kinase activity. Bases 57 to 956 code for a protein of 299 amino acids. Gene Ontology annotation, cellular component: cytoplasm; nucleus. NCBI's taxonomy places the organism in Eukaryota, Metazoa, Arthropoda, Insecta, Hymenoptera, Braconidae. Gene Ontology annotation, biological process: neuron apoptotic process; protein phosphorylation; synaptic vesicle transport.